UAUUGAAGUUAAUACUUAUUUUUGUGUCAUGGUAGACCAUGGAUCUUUACUCUCAUGGUUUCCUUACAUCUUCCUCCCUUUCUUCACCUUCCUCUUGUUCUUCUGUAAGAAGUCUUCAUCAUCUUCGAUUUCUAGAUUGCCAAAAUCAUACCCAUUAAUCGGUUCUUCUUUCGCCCUUCUUGCAAAUAGUGAACGGUAUAAUCAAUGGGUAGCGGAGGUUCUUAAUUUUUGCCCGACCAACACCUAUGUGAUUCGAAACCUCGGCGCUUCUAUUGUAACCACUGCUUAUCCUGAAAAUGUUAAACACAUUCUCAAGUGUCACUUCUCUAACUACCCAAAAGGUGGAGUCAUGAGAAACAUCCUUAGUGAUUUUCUAGGCAAUGGGAUUUUCAAUGCAGAUGGUGAUAGCUGGAAGUUUCAAAGAAAAAUAUCAAGUCAUGAAUUCAACACCACGUCUCUUCGUAAGUUCAUCGAAGAAAUUGUUAAGAUCGAGAUAUUCCGCCGAUUGAUUCCCAUUCUCUCGAUGACAGCUGAAAAGAAUUCUGAGCUAGAUCUCCUCCAAAGGUUUGCUUUAGAUAAUAUUUGCAAGAUCUCGUUCGGCUAUGAUCCCAGCUACCUUUCAAUAUCACUGGAAAAAAAAGAAUUUUCGGUUGCAUUCGAAGAUGCUACUAGGAUAAUGAGUGAACGUAUCGGUCAUAUUAUCCAUUUAGUUUGGACACUUAAGCGAUUUCUCGACAUAGGAUCCGAAAAGAGACUAAAACAAGCUACCGCAACAAUCAGGGAAUCUGCAAGAAAUAUUGUAAGGCAGAAGAAACACGAACUGAAGGAGAAAUCUUCUCUAGAGACUAGUGAUCUCCUAUCAAGGUUUGUUAAAGACGAUGAUUUAGAUGAAGAUUUCGUGAUUGAUAUUGUCAUAAGUUUCAUUUUAGCAGGUCAAGAUACUAUUUCAGCGGCCUUGGCAUGGUUUUUCUGGUUGGUUUCUUGCAAUCCACGAGUAGAGUAUGAAAUACUGAAGGAGAUAAACCAAACAUCUGAAGAACCUAGUUAUGACGAUGUCAAGGACAUGGUUUACAUCCAUGCUUCACUUUGUGAGAGCAUGAGAUUGUACCCACCAGUCCCGCUCGACAGUAAAGAAGCAGCAAGUGAUGACAUUUUACCGGAUGGAACAGUUAUAAAGAAUGGAAUGAGAGUGUCAUUUUCUAUUUAUGCAAUGGGUAGGAUGGAACAUAUGUGGGGUUCAGAUUGCAAUGAGUUUAAGCCAGAGAGAUGGUUAGAAAAAGAAAAUGUUACAGGAAAAUUAAGCUUCAUGGGCAAGGAUCCUUAUACGUAUCCGAUAUUUCAAGCAGGUCCAAGGAUCUGCUUGGGUAAAGAAAUGGCAUUCUUACAAAUGAAGAUGGUAGCCGUAGAAGUUCUACGCCGAUUUCAUGUGGUUCCAACUGCAAACAAGAAUAAUUAUGCACCAGUUUAUGUUUCUUAUCUGGCUUCAAAAAUGAAAGGUGACUUCCCUGUUAAGAUAGAAAAGAGGACUACAUAAGUCUAUUGCUAAGUGUGACUUCGAAAUCCCGUCUGUUAAAAAUUUAGUGAUUUGAAAUAAACUAAUAAGAACUAGUAAUAGCAAAACUGU
Messenger RNA from Papaver somniferum (opium poppy), 1624 nucleotides. RefSeq names its product cytochrome P450 94A1-like. The transcript has a single exon. The record is from RefSeq and is a predicted model, not a curated record. The coding region runs from base 29 to 1534 and encodes 501 amino acids. NCBI's taxonomy places the organism in Eukaryota, Viridiplantae, Streptophyta, Magnoliopsida, Ranunculales, Papaveraceae. Gene Ontology annotation, molecular function: iron ion binding; heme binding; oxidoreductase activity, acting on paired donors, with incorporation or reduction of molecular oxygen.